Molecule: messenger RNA, 638 nt
Organism: Bursaphelenchus okinawaensis
Lineage: Eukaryota; Metazoa; Nematoda; Chromadorea; Rhabditida; Aphelenchoididae
Source: the annotation of a GenBank genome assembly
AUGGCCAGUAUGCGGGUCGUUUGUUUGUUGCUGCUGGUGGUUGGAGCUACAUCCGGCACAACGGUUGUUUGUCCGAAAAUUCAAAAAGCAUUCGGCAAGCUUAUUUCAGCCGAUUUUAGUGCCGCGAUGUUUAACAGUGGAUGUAACUUGAUCCUAAAUGGUACUCAACAAGGAACUUCUUUCAGCAAGCUUGCAACUAGUAUGUAUUAUUUAUUGGAAGUUACCGAUACAUAAUGUUUAUUCGGUUAAUUUAAUUACUUAUUUUUGACUUAAGUGAUGAUUCUUAUUUUCUAGGCUUUGCUGACUCUUUGGAAUCGCAAGUAUUGUCACUUACCGCGUUUUACGGACCCGCUAUGAAGCUUUACGCCGGGUUAUCAGACUGGGAGGAUGUACUAGACAAAGCUGUAGCCCAAAUUAAAAAAGUUUGCAAACCAUACUACAACAACAAAUUAUUGAAGAACAAGCCUGCUACUAUGGCUGCCAUGGAUAAAAAAAUUGCCAAAUGGAUUGUAAAAAAAGUUGUUCGCGGUGCAAUGCUGGAUAUUAAGGGAGCUAUCCAAUCGUCCGACUGGAAACUGAUCCUUACCGACCUGUGGACCCCAAUCAGAUUUGAUGCCAACGGCUUCACUAAACCUUGA